GCAACGUGACCAGGAAGUUGAAGCUCAGAGGACAGUGGAGGAGACGGUUCUCUUUUUUUUGGCAAAUAAAACGAGCUUCUCGCCCACAUGACUUUUUCAGAGUUUCAGAAUUGUAUUGCCAGGACCUCAAUGUAACAUCUCCACCGCGAUACCAGGAUGUCUGAAUCCAUGAGAGCCAGUUCAGCGCCAAGUUCAUCGAGGCCGGAGCAAGAACUGGACACCAGAGUGGCGGAACUGAAUUUUCACAUCCCAGUGGAGAAUAGAAAGAUACAGCUUCCUCCUGUCAACAACCAGAUCCCAGAUGAACUGCUGGUCAGCCUUACCUCCACAGUCUGCAACAGGAGCACACAAGGGCACACUGCCCACCAAAGGCACUGCAAGGGCUGUGGAAUCAGACGGCCGGAUCCAGUCUGGCAUCACCCUCUCGGACGCAAGAAAUACAAAUACUUUCUGGAGCAGCCAACAUCCCUGACUGGAGCUGGCAGGGAUAUUUCGUUCCUGUGUGAUGCUAUGGUAACCCAGAGGAAGACGUCACACCUGCCACCACUGACUGACAGGAGUGACACUAGCGACACUCAUUCUGUCUUUCAGAACUUAAAUGUCUCAGGUAACCUGAUCCCAGAAGAAUAUCACAUUGUGAAAAACAAAGGGCUGCGGAGCCUUGAGUUCUAUGAGGAUGCAUUCACAGUGCAGCUGCAGGAUGAUGAGCAGAAGCUACGGGUAUUCCCUUCACUGAAGCCCAGUGGCAGACUGGAAGUGGUCCAGCUGAUGAGGAUGAUGGACGACAUGCUGGUGAAAGCCGGAGUAGAUCAGCAGAGUGAGGAGCUGACUGAGCUCUCCCAGAUGGAGGGUCUGCUGGAGCUGGUGCAGGUUGAGCAGAACAUCUACAACAUUGUUUUCCAUGAAAUGAUCAGGCAGGUCAGUGUGAGCUGUGCUGAGAGAGGACAGCUGCUUGCCAAACUCAGACAACGCUACCAGUCCCUGCUUGAGCGAAUCCCCUGUCGUCUGAAGGCUCUGCAUACUGAGGCAGUGGCGCAGCGGGCUCUGGACCGCCGGCUCAUAGAGGAAAUCAACCGCAUCAAGACAUCCAUCCAGCAGCUCAGCAUGGAGCUGUCCAGAAUCAGAGACCAUGAUGCCCUUGUUUCCCAGCAAGCAGAGCGCGCUCACCGACAGCUGGCUGCGGCUCUCGAUCAGACUCACACCAACGCAGAUGUGGUCCAGGGUUACCACGAGCUGUAUGAGCUGCAGAGGGGUCGCCUCGAGGCUCAGCUGCUCCAGAUGACUGCGGAGAGAGACUAUUGGAGCCAGUUCACCUUCUGCCUUGCCCUCAAGGUGAUCAGUGUGAAGAAGCUGCUUCUUAUCAGUCAGCUGCAUAUCAGUGAGCAGAGCUGGUCCAAGACAGCAGAGCACUGCAGCCUUUACCUCACUUCAAAGGACACAGAGAACCUAAAAAUCAUCGUGGAGCUUAGUGAUUACUGGAAAAAGCAGCUGACUGCUUUCAUGUCCCAGCUGAAGAAAACUGACCAUGCUCACUGUGAACAGAUCAGUGCCGUGCUGCAAGGCAUCGCCAAGUGGCUCGCCUUCUGCUCCACACAAAACAAGUGUCCUGACCCAAAAUCUGAAAAAGCUUCAUUGGAAAAAAUGCAUGCUGAUUUGAAGAAGUGGUCAAGUAUUUUGGCCCUCCAGUGUGAGUACUUCCAAGGUGAGAAGCUGCUUUGCCGCCAGCAGACGCUGGGUGAGCUUGGCAGUGUCCAGGAAAGAUGGCUGAAUAUGAGCCUUCAGCUGUUCAGAAGGCACCCUUCUCCAGUUGGUGAACCCCCUGGAGCCCAGCAGGCCCAAAGGGAGCUGGACUGGGUCAUUUCUGAGCACCUCAAAAAGCUGGAUGUGCAAGUCAGUGGAGAGAGUGGGAUCCAUGGAAAGAUUGCGUCUCUGCUCGGGUUGAUGGAGUCCUGGGUUUCCAAACUUGGCACAGGGAUUAGCCGGCCAGAAAUGAUGUCUGUCUCUGAUUGGCUGAAGCUGGAGAAGGCACUGUGCAAUUGGAAACGUUUGGCUGAAGAAGCCUUGCAGAACUACUCCAGCAUGCAGACAGAGACUGAAAAAGACAAAAACAAGGCAGACAUAUAUGCAGAGGCAGAAAAUGUGUUAGACAAAGUGCAGUGCUUCAUAACCAGCCUUUCCAACUUCAUUGAUGGUGAGAACCAGAGACUCAUUGAGGAAGUCAGUUCUAUCCACAAGGCUCAGACCCACUGGAUUUUGGAUCUGUUGCUCCUCAUGGUACCUGACCAUAGCGAGGACCAGAACCAAGAACAGGAACACCACAACAUUAUGAUGAUCUCAAUACAGACUCUGGAUGAGGAUGCCAAGAUGCUGGCUGAGAAACUGGACUAUUUUACCAGAUACAUCACCAGCUCUUGCAAGCUGAUUCUGGAGGAACAGAUUCUGCAGAACCCACAUGCUGUUGAGGGUAAAAAUGAGAUGGAUGAGUACAGAAGGCUGCAGAGGGACUGCAUUGAUAUUGUGGAGACCUGUAUAAUCCUGCUGUCAGGAGUGAAAAGCGGCCCUGUGGAGCCGCUUGCCAGACAGGCUGACCCCGCCUCCAGCAGUGAUGCCCUGGCCUAUCCAGCAGACAGCAUGGUGAAUGUGGUCAACAAAGAGGUUUCAGUAGAGCCUACAGUAGACCGUGAGGUCAAGGAUAAGACUGAGGCAGAACCAAGAGAGGGGGAGCUAACGGUUUGUGAGAGUCCAGUUGUGAAGCUGAUUGGCUAUGAUGGAGACAUUACACAAAGAAAGCUGGGAGAGAGCCAUGCCUACCUGAAUGGGGCUGAGGAGUUGGUUGUGUUUCCAUUGACAGAUGAAGCCCAGAAAGCUUUUAGUGAUCUGACCACAGUAGGAUUACUGCAGCAGGAACUGCAUGAUUCAGAGCUGCGGGUCCAGAGUGCCGAGCAGCGAGCCCUGAAGGCUGAGGAAGCCCUACAGGCAGCAUUGGAGAAGAUUCAGGACCUGGAGAAACAACUGCAGGGUCGGCCCAGUCUGGAUCCCAAAAGAAGUAAAGAGAAAAAGAAAACGCCACCACCUUCCCCACCCCCAGUAACACCCCCAGCUCCUCCAAAGAAAACUUCAGCUGAAGCCAAACUAACAAGCAGCACCAAAAGGACCAAGAAACGGUGAUCUGAUGUGUGAUCAGAUGGUGUUACAACUUUAUAUGUAUGGGAAUGUCCAGUUAUCACUUUUAGGUUUUUAGGACAUAAAACAUAAAACACAACAAUAAACAAAAAGUACCAUUUGCCAGGGUAAAUAUAAGUAUAAAAUAUUUCCACUAUCACAAGGUCACCGAUGUCACCAUUUAUAUAAUGGCUUGUUGUGGUUUUGCUUAACAUUGGGAUAUGUCUUUGAACUCUAUGUAAAGGCAAAAUAGUUUUUGUUACCUUCCAAAAAAUAAAGUCUCUGCAGAUAUUU
Molecule: messenger RNA, 3456 nt
Organism: Micropterus dolomieu (smallmouth bass)
Lineage: Eukaryota; Metazoa; Chordata; Actinopteri; Centrarchiformes; Centrarchidae
Gene: axdnd1
Product: axonemal dynein light chain domain containing 1
Exons: 25
Coding region: 157-3168 (1003 amino acids)
Source: RefSeq, a predicted model, not a curated record